This is a messenger RNA of Tripterygium wilfordii, 1672 nucleotides long. RefSeq names its product agamous-like MADS-box protein AGL30. Bases 144 to 1205 code for a protein of 353 amino acids. Gene Ontology annotation, biological process: positive regulation of transcription by RNA polymerase II. NCBI's taxonomy places the organism in Eukaryota, Viridiplantae, Streptophyta, Magnoliopsida, Celastrales, Celastraceae. Gene Ontology annotation, molecular function: protein dimerization activity; RNA polymerase II cis-regulatory region sequence-specific DNA binding; DNA-binding transcription factor activity, RNA polymerase II-specific. The record is from RefSeq and is a predicted model, not a curated record. The transcript is spliced from 12 exons.
GCUCCCUCUCGUGACCGCUUUUGCCGCUCACCCGGUCGUACUACUGCAACCCUAUAUGUAAGCUCUUCCCUCUCUCUCUCUCUCUUCUUUCCUUCUCGCUCGACCUGUCCCUCGGUUUAACACCUUUGAUUUGCUCCUUCGGGAUGGGAAGGGUUAAGCUAAAGAUAAAGAGAUUGGAGAAUACAAAUGGCCGUCAAGCCACCUAUGCAAAAAGGAAGCACGGCAUCAUGAAGAAAGCUAAUGAGCUGUCUAUACUUUGUGACAUAGACAUUAUCCUUCUUAUGUUCUCACCAACUGGGAAGCCUUCUUUAUGCAGGGGAAAGCGCAGCAUCGAGGAGGUUAUUGCGAAGUUUGCUCAACUAACUCCUCAGGAAAGGGCCAAAAGGAAGCUGGAAAGCCUUGAAGCACUGAAAAAAACUUUUAAGAAGUUGGACCAUGAUGUAAAUAUACCAGAAUUCCUGGGUACAAGCACUCAAACAAUUGAGGAUUUAACUAACCAGGCAAGGUUAUUACAGACUCAACUCUCUGAAAUACACAAGCGUUUGAGCUAUUGGAAUAACCCAGAGAAGAUUAACAAUGUAGAAGAUUUGGGGCAAAUGGAAAAUUCACUCAGGGAAUCACUUAACCAAAUUCGUACACAUAAGGAAAAUAUUGAAAAGCAACAACUCAUGUCAUUAGAGUGCACUAAUCAGUUCCAAAGUUGGAUGCAUGCACCUUUCAGAAUGGGUGCUGAGCAGCAGCUUCAAACUUUGCCUUGGAUUCAUAGUAAUGACAGUCAACAUGUGGUUCUUCCAGAGGACCCAAAUUUGCUACCACAGAGGGACGUGGAAUGUUCUGCAAGUUCCUCUUUUGGGAGUUAUUCUGGCUACUUUGGUCCGGGUAGGAAUUCUGAGAUGUCUAACUCUGGACAAGAAAGCGGAAUCCUCAAUGAAAUGGGUGGAACAACUGCAUCUCUAAGGGCGCAGUUGGGAUUUCCAUGUCUGCCAUACAAUCUUAAUAUGCUGAGUGAUAUGAAAUUUCAAUCUGCAGCAGAAAUGAAGCUCCAGCAAAGUGCUGUGGAUUAUCAUGUUAAUGGAAGCUUUGAGGCUCCCAGACCUGCCGAUGAUACUACACACAGUAGUUGGGCUUCCACAUCUGGGCCUUGUGCUGUCACAUUGUUUGAUGAGCCCUUAUAUUCUCAGGCCUCCAAGCAGGUGCAGUAUUAGUUUUCUGGGAUAUUUGUGUAAGUAAAUUAAACCUUAAAAUUUAAAUGCUUGUGUAAGUUCCCGAAAGUUCAUAAUUUGCUAGUUCAGCUUGUUUUCACAUGGUGGUUUAGGUAAACUUACUUGGAAACUAAAUCUUUAGGAACUGGAAAUUCAGAUAAGAUGUAGCAUCUUUAAACUUGCUGAUGUUAGGAAUUUAGGAGCAAAGGUUUCAAUGACCAUGUUGUAGUAGAUUUGGUAUUCACCAAAUCUAUUUACGAUUUCUUAUUCUGAAAGCCUCUUUUUGUCUAUUAAUCCUAAAACACUUGAUACUCUUAUUAUAGAGAAAUUCUGCUUUUUAAGCUAGCUUCCUGGCAUCUUUUUUUCGAUGCAUCUGUACUUUUCUUCUAUUGCCGGUUACCCGAAAGUAUAGUUGUUGUUCUCUUUUUGAGGCUGGUUCUUCUUCUUCUCUCCUUUUGAGGUUGGUUCUU